Penicillium robsamsonii is the source of this 2130-nucleotide messenger RNA. RefSeq lists its product as uncharacterized. Bases 1 to 2130 code for a protein of 709 amino acids. Gene Ontology annotation, molecular function: zinc ion binding; DNA-binding transcription factor activity, RNA polymerase II-specific; DNA binding. The transcript has 10 exons. Gene Ontology annotation, biological process: regulation of DNA-templated transcription; DNA-templated transcription. NCBI's taxonomy places the organism in Eukaryota, Fungi, Ascomycota, Eurotiomycetes, Eurotiales, Aspergillaceae. The record is from RefSeq and is a predicted model, not a curated record.
AUGGCCGAUGCUUUGGAUUAUAACGGGCUUGCCUCGACAGCGCCUCGGUCGGUUCGCAAGAAGUUUGCUAAACCACCAGUUAAGGUAGCCUGUCUUCCCUGUCGGGCUUCGAGAACACGGUGUGGCGGCCAGAUGCCAUGCGCGAAUUGCGUUAGCAAAGACAAAGUAUGCUCUUAUUUACCCAGCAAACGAGGCGGGCCACGCAAAAAGAAGGAAAAGUCCUCGCUGUCACCAGAACAUGAAUCGAAGCGAGAUGAUGCUUUGUAUAACACUAUCCCCUCACCCCCGGAGUUUGAAGAAGCACCGGGGAUGUUCAACCAAAUCGAUGAACUCUCUCUGCCUGGCGCAGGUUUGAGGCAUCUAGAUUUCCAAUCCGAUGCUCCCUCCAUGUUUCAAAACUUCUUCACUGGCGAUGGCAGUCAGUCGCACAUGCAAGUGCCCUUGAUAUCGCCACCCUUGAACAGCGCUCAACCUUUCGUAAGAACCUAUGGAAGCGAGCCCGAAAUAUUGAAUGCCUAUUAUGACUUCAUUCAUAACUAUUUCCCCAUUCUUCCGCCACGGGCAUCACCACCGUGCCGAGAUCGACCAUUGAACUGCCCUGUUCCAGGUUCCACUACCUCUGAGCCGAUGAUGAUGUACCGGCCCCGUUCACCUCUGAGUCUUGCACUAUCUGCAAUCUUGGCCUUGAUUCCGCACCCAAGUGAUCUUGAGCCGUCGUCCGCAGCGUCUGUACACCAGCGUAGAACAUACGCGCAUACUUUCGCCCAACUCGCCCAUUCAACGAUCGAAGCGGAGUGUGAUCUCGAUUUGUCCUCAACUGAUCCUGGCCAAGCAUUGUCUGCCGCACGACCUUUUGUUGGACGGGAAAAAUUCCACUCGCAAGCUCCCGUGGACUAUGAAAGCCUCCUAGCGCUCUUGGUUCUUUCGGUUUAUGAAUACUCUCAACGCGGUAACUUGCUCAAGAUGCGAUAUCGUGCUGGUCAGGCUCUUGCAAUUGCUUUGGACAAGUCACUUCAUGCUCAAAUGGGGAAUGAUGAAUUUUCGGAAGCUCGACGGAGAGCCUGGUGGAUGACGUAUUAUUGUGUGAUUCAAGGAUCUAUUGUUAGCACAACAAUGCCUGCUAUCGUCAUUAACGACCCGCAGUUCACGACUCCAUAUCCGACGUUUUCAUCAGAUACAGAGGGUUGGGCUAUCUUGAUACAAGCUCAACAGGUGCUUGUAUCAGCAACCCAGUUUAUUGAUGAUCUGAACAAAUGCCUUUCAUCCCAAACAGGGAUGUACUAUAUGUUCGAACGAAUGCAGCAGCUCGAUGCCUGGACCCACUCAGUGAUAGCACAGGCGGAGCUACUUCCCCUACCCCAGACAUCGGAUUUCGGCGAUCACAACGAAUCCAUCACAGCCCAAAGCAUACGCGCAAUAUCCCGAAUCAAACUAUCCAGCGCACAAAUAAAAACGCACCGCUUCCGAGCCUUCUCCGACAUCCCCAUCUUCAUAAAGAGACAUUGCGACCUGACAGCAGCAAAUCCAAACACCGCCACCACACCCGUCAGCACCAAAUCCGGCAUCCACAACGUCUCCUGCUCCUGCUCGAACCUAAACUCCUUCGAACGAGCAUCCUCAACAGAAUACAUGACCCCAUCCGAUUCCUCCACCUCAUCAGACAUCCACACCGACAUCCAACCCUACGCAUCUCAGUACGCAUAUCCAUUCGCAUCUGGGUUCCCCUACAGCACGCAGCAGUCUGCGAAAAUCUGUCUUCAAGCCGCACUCGUCAUCUCCCGCAUGUUCCACAGCCUACCCGUCCCACAGCCUCUUUUAGAUCUCCAGCAGCAGCAACGUCGACCAUUACCCCGAACCAUGCCAUCUUUCGCAUGCUGUCUGAUGCAAAGUAGCUAUGCUAUGUUCAUGAUCUACUACAAGGCAUGCGUGGCGAAACAACUUGCACCUGACACCCCUGACAAUGAGCAUGGCGGAGAUUCGACCGGCCAGCUCAUUGAAGAACUACGACAGGGUCUAGAACGGAUCAUUGCGGCCGUGUCGAAUUAUUCGCUUGCUUUUGAAGCUUUGGAUGGGAUGAGAGAUGAAAUCGAAGGUGCAUAUAAAACGGCGUUCCCACUAGCAUCUGUUUAA